Octodon degus (degu) is the source of this 2708-nucleotide messenger RNA. Its product is annotated as KIAA0930 ortholog. The record is from RefSeq and is a predicted model, not a curated record. Bases 16 to 1248 code for a protein of 410 amino acids. NCBI's taxonomy places the organism in Eukaryota, Metazoa, Chordata, Mammalia, Rodentia, Octodontidae. The transcript has 9 exons.
CAGCAUGCAGCACCGAUGGCAGGGCAUGGCCAGGGUCACCCAUCAGGCCACAGUGGCCACCCUCUCUUACCCCUUCUGCCUCCUCCUGCAGGCUGCCUCAAGGAUGAUCGCAUUGUCUUCUGGACGUGGAUGUUCUCCACCUACUUCAUGGAGAAAUGGGCCCCCCGGCAGGAUGACAUGCUGUUCUACGUUCGCCGGAAGCUGGCCUACACGGGUGGCGAGAGCAGCGUGGAUGGGAGGAAGCUGCCCGAGGCCGAGCCUGAGGUAGAGGUGGAGGUGUACCGGCGUGACUCCAAGAAGCUGCCAGGCCUGGGAGACCCUGACAUCGACUGGGAGGAGAGCGUGUGCCUGAACCUCAUCCUACAGAAGCUGGACUACAUGGUGACCUGUGCUGUGUGCACACGCGCCGACGGGGGUGACAUACACAUCCACAAGAAGAAGUCACAGCAAGUGUUUGCCUCUCCCAGUAAGCAUCCCAUGGACAGCAAAGGGGAGGAGUCGAAGAUGAGUUACCCCAACAUCUUCUUCAUGAUUGACAGCUUCGAGGAGGUGUUCAGCGACAUGACAGUGGGGGAAGGAGAGAUGGUCUGUGUGGAGCUGGUGGCCAGUGACAAAACCAACACAUUCCAGGGGGUCAUCUUCCAGGGCUCCAUCCGCUAUGAGGCACUUAAGAAGGUGUAUGACAACCGAGUGAGUGUGGCUGCGCGCAUGGCCCAGAAGAUGUCAUUUGGCUUCUACAAGUACAACAAUAUGGAGUUCGUGCGCAUGAAAGGGCCCCAGGGCAAGGGCCAUGCUGAGAUGGCCGUCAGCCGCGUGUCCACUGGAGACACGUCCCCCUGCGGUACCGAGGAGGGUUCCAGCCCAGCCUCGCCCAUGCACGAGAGGGUGACCUCCUUCAGCACGCCCCCCACGCCCGAGCGGAACAACCGGCCCGCCUUCUUUUCCCCUUCCCUCAAGAGGAAGGUGCCCCGCAACCGCAUCGCUGAGAUGAAGAAGUCCCACUCGGCCAACGACAGUGAGGAGUUCUUCCGGGAGGACGACGGCGGAGCUGACCUGCACAAUGCCACCAACCUUCGCUCCCGCUCCCUGUCUGGCACGGGGCGGUCCCUGGUCGGGUCCUGGCUGAAACUGAACAGAGCUGACGGCAACUUUCUUCUCUAUGCACACUUGACCUAUGUCACUUUGCCGCUGCAUCGGAUCUUAACAGACAUCCUGGAGGUACGGCAGAAGCCCAUCCUGAUGACCUAGCAUGGCAGAGCCACAUGGAGCCCUGGCCCUUAGGCUUGGGGACUGCUGCCAAGUGCCUACCUGUCACCGCCACCGGGGUCUUCUGUGACAACCAGCGCCAGGGCUGCAGCCAGGCAGGGCCGCUCGACUCCGGGGCCAGGGCCGAUCCACAAACACCAGCCCAAACUGAAGUGCCUCGUCCUCCCCCCCGCUGGCUCUGCUCCUGCCUGCAUCCCACCUCCCCUGCCCAGCUCCGGAGAACCCUCUGCACCCAGACAGGGCUAGGGACGCCAGGAGGCCACAGACGGCAAAGGGACAGCAGGUCCCACAAGGGCCCUGCCACGAGCCGCAUCCCACCCGACAUAGGUGGACACCACCCAGCCGGGCCUUCUGUGAGUCAGACUGGCCACACUUCCUCCCAGGCCUCGAGGAAGGUGUUGUGACCUGGUGAACCCCAGUGUGCACCCUCCCCUCGCCACACUGUCACAGUGGGCUCCCCGGGGAGAUGGGGACAUGACCCAUUCAUCGGCUUUACCCUAGGCUGGGGAUACCUCGCCUCACACCCAGUUCCAGAACCUUCUCCAGCUGAGCAGACAGCCCCAACCCCCCAAGAUUGGCCUUCGCUUCCAGCCAAAGAACACCGCCAACACACAUGCCUACGCCCCAGGCCAUCAGUUCUGGGCCUGGGCUGGAGGGACCUGCAGAACUGGGGUCCUGAGGCCAGGUGGGAGGGUUUGGUAGCCAGGGUGACUGAGGGGCUGGGCUUGGCAUCCUUCCGGGGUCCCCAGAGCAGAUGGCAUCUCCUGGGGUCGGAGGGACUGUGCUGUCCCCUUGCCCAGUUUCCAGCGCUUCCAGCGUGCUGGGCCCAUCACAGGCCAGCCCCCUGCAGCCAGAGCUGCUUACGCGUGUGCGCGCUGUGGCCUGGUCUCUCCUCAGCACCUGGGGCCUCCCUGCCCAGCUGGGAGUUGACCAAGAGCUGCAUCUCUCUCGCUGUUCUGGUUGUAGGCCCUUGGCCCCUUGGGGGCGCCAGGUUCCCCUGUGGAGACCUCUUGUCAGUAGGAGAGGGCAGCUCUUCUCCCAUCUGUUUCCAUUCUGCGGGCUCUGGGGACAGGACUCCUUUGGGCUUUCUCCAGAUUUUGUAUGUUGUUAUUAAAAGCGAGCUAUUGCAUUUCAUCCUGCCUCAAUUUGCCCACCUGUAAAAUGGGGCCAAUACCACCUACCUCACUGAUGUUUCCAGGGUUUCAGUACACAGCUAGGUCAGGGUGUGACUGAGAAUCAUUCCUGUGCGGGCUGCUGUGCAGCGACCCAGGAUCCGACAUCCGCAUGGACGUCCGUGGCUCUAGCCACACUGCAGCUCAGCUCUCCCGGGGGCUCGUGCUCACCAGUGUCUUAGGGCUGCAGUCAGGUCACAGGCCACCGUGGGGGAGCGGAGGGUCAGGCCCUGAACAUGUGGGGCCCCAGGGUGUCCGGUACUGUCUGUG